AUGACGUCUCUGCAGGAUCAAAUUGUUACGGAAUUCGAGCGUGACGGCUUGACAUUCAGACGAGAAUCAUGGUCCCGUCAUGAAGGAGGAGUGGGACUCUCGUGGACUUUCCCCCCUGCACAUUCCACAUCCUCUGACUGCCCCAUCGAGAAGGCCGGCGUAAACGUCUCGACGAUAUAUGGAACCCUCUCCCAGAAAGCCCUCGAACAUUUGAGGCCUUCGCAUGCUUCCUUGAAGGAAGUAAAUCAUAGUUGUUCGUUCUUCACCACCGGCCUUAGCCUUAUGUUACACCCUCAAAACCCUCACGUAUCGACUGUUCACGCAAACUACAGGUACUUUGAAGUGCUUGAUGGCCCCUUGAACCCCCAAGAGUCCACGGAAUCAGUCGAUGAUACAAACUCAUCACCCAAGGUUCUGGCUUGGUGGUUUGGCGUCAUCGCAGACUUGAAUCCAACCUACCUUUACGAAGACGAUGUCAAACAUUUCCACACCACCUUGAAGGAGGCAUGCGAUCUUCACCGCCCGGGGCUGUAUCCAGUCUUCAAGGCGUCGUGCGACAAUUACAUUUACAUUCCCCACAGAAACGAAUACCGUGGUGUCGGCGGUGUGAGGUUUGAUGAGAUGGAUUCCGAUGCUAUGUGUAGUCUUCUGUUGGUCAACGAACCAGAUCUCCCUGAAGCUAUGCUUGCUCGUUUAUCCUCUUGGGAAUCUCUCUUCGAACUUACGCAGAGACUCGGGAACGCCUUCCUUCCGUCCUUCUUGCCCAUCUUAAACAGACGAUCGUCUACUACAGUAACGGCUGCCGAGCGGCGAUGGCAACUGCUACGCCGUGGGCGUGCUGUAGAGUUCAGCCUAAUAGUCGAUCGAGGAACAAAAUUUGGGCUUGCAACCCCUGGAAUAAAGACGGAGAACAUACUGAUCACCAUGCCGCCGGAGGCAAGCUGGGAAUAUAUGAGCGAGAUGGGUGAGGAAGAGGGGACUGAGGAAGCGAAGUUGCUCGAGGUACUACGGUCACCGAGGACCUGGGCAUGA
Pisolithus orientalis is the source of this 1032-nucleotide messenger RNA. Its product is annotated as coproporphyrinogen III oxidase. The transcript is spliced from 2 exons. NCBI's taxonomy places the organism in Eukaryota, Fungi, Basidiomycota, Agaricomycetes, Boletales, Pisolithaceae. The coding region runs from base 1 to 1032 and encodes 343 amino acids. The record is from RefSeq and is a predicted model, not a curated record. Gene Ontology annotation, cellular component: cytoplasm; mitochondrial intermembrane space. Gene Ontology annotation, molecular function: coproporphyrinogen oxidase activity.